AUGAAGCACCACUUGAUGAUUGGCACCUGGACACCACCAGGAAAUAUCUACACCGUUGAAUUCGACGAUGAAGCUCUGACGCUCAAAUUGGUCAAGAAGACCAGCAUCCCGGAAGAUGAACCCAUUUCGUGGAUGACCUUUGAUCAUGCGAAAAAGAACAUAUACGGCGCCUCCAUAAAGAAAUGGUCUUCGCACUCCGUUAGAAGCCCCGCAGAUAUCAGUCACACUGUUUCGUAUCCUUUGGCUGGUCACCCCCUAGCAUCCAAUGCCGAUACAAAUACCAGAGCCAUCUUCAUCCUCGCAGCAAAGAAACCCCCCUACAACGUCUACGGAAACCCUUUCUACAACUAUGCAGGCUACGGCAACGUAUUCAACGUGACUGCAGAUGGGACACUCGGCAAAAAUAUACAAAACUACGAAUAUUACCCGCAUUCCGGCGUGCAUGGCAUGGUGUUUGACCCUACAGAGACAUAUUUGUAUUCCGCAGAUAUGGGCGCAAACAAGAUCUGGACACAUAAAAAGGACCAGGAGACCGGCAUGCUAAUUCUGGUGGAUAGCAUCGAGGCACCUGGCCCUGGUGACCACCCACGCUGGGUGGAAAUGCACCCCAGCGGCAAAUAUCUAUAUGCACUGAUGGAAGCUGGGAACCAAUUGGCGGAAUACGUAAUUGACCAGAAGACGCAUACUCCGGUCUUUACGCAUAAGAUAUACCCACUGAUCCCACCAGGCGUCAACCCGUCUAGAAAUUACCGCUCCGAUGUCGUUUUCAAGAACCAUAGCGGCUCGCACCUCUUCGCAACAGCGCGGUCCAACCACUUCGACGUAACCGGAUACAUCAGUGCGUUUCGGCUAGGCUCCGCGGGAAACAUUGAAAAGCAGCUAUUCAUCAAUCCAACGCCGACGAGUGGUGGACAUUCGAAUGCAGUCAGCCCUUGCGAUUUCAGUGACGAGUGGCUGGCUCUGACGGAUGAUCAGGAAGGGUGGGUGGAGAUUUAUCGGUGGAAAGGAGAGCUUUUGGCGCGAGUGGCACAUUUGGAUAUUCCAGAGCCAGGAUUUGGGAUGAAUGCAAUUUGGUAUGAUUAG
Molecule: messenger RNA, 1083 nt
Organism: Paracoccidioides lutzii Pb01
Product: carboxy-cis,cis-muconate cyclase
Exons: 4
Coding region: 1-1083 (360 amino acids)
Molecular function (GO): protein binding; 6-phosphogluconolactonase activity
Source: RefSeq, a predicted model, not a curated record